Messenger RNA from Moneuplotes crassus, 3108 nucleotides. NCBI's taxonomy places the organism in Eukaryota, Ciliophora, Spirotrichea, Euplotida, Euplotidae. The record is from the annotation of a GenBank genome assembly.
AUGUCACUUUCAGGUCACAGAGAUUACGAAAGAGGGGUGUAUAGCUCCAAAUCUAGAGGAAAAACUGACUCCCAAGUAGAAACUCAAAGAGAAGAGGGUAAGAUCGGAGAUAACCUUGUCAGGAUCAAUAAGCGUUAUGAUCUUGGAGAGUUCAAAAGAUAUGUAGAGGAAGAUCUCCCGACUACCUCACAACUAUCAAAAACAAAGAAAGAUGAAGAUGAGAUGGAAAUUGAUCCAGAUGACCCUAUUCUGACAAAAGAAAGAGUUGAAGUCAUAGCCAAGAAAAGAUAUGAGAAGGACUGUAGUCCCUGGCUCACUCCUGAUAUCCAAUGAGAUAACGCUUGGAUACAACUACAUAACGAAAUUAUUGCGUUCUUCAACUUUUACGGACCCUGUGAAGAAGAGGAUUUCAUUAGAAAGCAAUUUUACAUAAGAGUCAGAGACCAGAUCAAAAGAAUUUGGCCAUAUGCCAAAGUAAAAGUAUUCGGCUCAACCGCUACUAGACUUUAUCUCCCCCAGAGUGAUAUUGAUCUAGUGGUUUUUCUACCAAAGAGUAAAGUUGAUGACUUGAAGUUGGUAAAAACAUUACAAAACAAGUUAUCUAAGCUAGAAUGGACAAGAUCAUGAGAAACUAUCGGUGCUAAAAUUCCUAUAGUCAAGCUAGAGGAUACUAUUUCAGGCCUGUUCAUGGAUAUCUCUUUUAACAAGUGAAGUGGCAUUGCUGCUAUUGAAAUGCUGCAGAAGUACAUCAAACUCUAUCCUGAGAUAAGGUAUCUUCUCCUCGUUUUAAAAGCAUUUUUGAAGAUUAGAGGUCUCAAUGAAAUGUUCCAAGGAGGUCUAAGCUCAUACUUGUUGACGAUAAUGGUUAUUAGCUACAUGCAAGAAAUAAAGAAGCAGGAUAAGAAUGAGAAUCUUCUUCUUUCAGAGCAUUUGUUGAACUUUUUCCAUCUCUAUGGUAUUAGGUUUAACUAUAAAGAACUUGGAAUAUCAAUCAGAAAUGGAGGAUUUUAUUUCCUUAGAUUAGAUAAAAGCUGGGAUAAUCCUUCCAGACCGAUUAGUCUAUGUGUUGAAAGUCCUCAAGAUCCAACCAUCGAUGUUGGAACUGGAGUCUACAAUAUGGCUAGUGUUCAGAGUGCUUUUCAGCAUGCUUAUGAAGCUAUGAGGUAUAAUUCUUCAGUGAAUCAAAGUAUCCUAAGAUCAAUUUUACGUCAGGUCCCAUACAAGAAGGUCAGAAUUGAACUUCUCGAACAAAGGCUAUUCCAAGGUCAACUUGAGACAACUCAGGAAGAUCAGAAUCUCGAAGAGGAGAAAAAAAUUGAUUCUCACCUAGAAGAUAGCAUGGAUGUUGACAAAGAUGAUUCCGCUCAGAAAGGUGCAAAAAUUGAUCCAGAAAAGCCAAAGAAAACUUCUUCCGAAGAGAAAGCCAAAACUACAACAACUGAGUCUAAAUCAGAACCUUCUAAAUCCACCAAGGAAGCUGAGCAACAAAAGAAAACAGUUGCUGAUAAACCAAAAGAACUUGAAAAAGACAAGGAAAAAGAACAGAAGUCCACUGAAAAGGAAUCAACCAAAGAAAAGCACCAAGAGCUGAAAAAAGAAAUUGAAGCCGAAAAGAAGUCUUCUGAAGAAAAAAUUGCUAACAAAAAGAAGAAGAUUGGCAAAGAGAAGGAGAAAUCAUCUAAUAAGAAGGAACUUGAACCUACAAAGAAGAAAGAUGACUCAAAAACUCAGAAGGAUGAGCAAAAAUUUAAGAAAGAAGAACUCAAAACUGACAAAGAGGAGGUUAAGUCUAAGAAGGAUGAUUCUAAAGCAAAGAAAGAUGAGACUAAGGCUAAGAAAGAUGACUCAAAAGAAAACAAACAAGACGCAACCCCUAAAGCGAAAUCUUCAAAACCUGCCAGUGAUAAAAAGUGUGGCGCCUCUACACUAGAAAAAGAGAAGAACGUUAAAGAUACUUUACCAUCCAAAGAAAAAUCUCAAGAAGCAGCGGAUGAUAAAGAUACCAAAAAGGAUAUUAUCAAAGAAAAGAAGACCGAAGAAACAAAGAAGAUUUCAGAGAAAGCCAAAACUGAGCAAAAAGAGGCCAAAAAGAAGCUGACUGACAAACCAAAAACAUCUAAACCUGAUAAAGAACAUAAACCCAAAGCUAAGCCAGAAAUCAAGGAAGAAGACAUGGAGGUAGACUCUCAAGACGAUGGCAAGAAAGAAAAAGAUACCAAAGAAGUAAAACAUAAAGAAGCUACCAAACAGAGUGUUAAGGAUAAGCCAAAGGUCAAGCAACAGAAAGACCUCACUGAUGUUCAGAAAAAGGCUGAAGUCAAAGAACAUAGAAAAGUAGUAAAGACUGAGAAACCAAAAGACUCUGCUAAGGACUCACCAGUGGAAAAAGAAAAGUUAAAGAAGAAGAAAUCUAAAUCAAAAACAAAGUCUAAACUCAAGGAAACAGAAAAACUUGCCAAAAAGCAGAAGAGGGAUAAAUCGAGAUCAUCUAAAAGGGUUACGAAAUCUCCAUCAGUAGCUAAGAAGAAAGAGAAAGCAAGCAAGAAAACUGAUGAAGACACUCAAAAACCUGAAAAAGAAGCCGUCAAAACUGAGAAGAAAUUUAAAGACACUGAAAAAGUAAAGGAGAAAGAAGACAAGAAGGAAAAGAGAAAGGUUAAGUCUAGAGCAAGAGAAAGGUCUAAGUCUAAACCUUCUAAACAUGCAAAAGAAGAUGAAGAUACUCAGAAAAAUACUAAAUCCUCAAAGAAACUGAAGAAACGAGAUAAGAAAGCAUCUGAGAAAUCUCAAGAAAAGAAACAUGAAUCCUCUGGAUCACCUAAAAUAGACGAACCAAACCCCUCUAAAAAACCUCGAAAAUCAAAAAAUCAAAAAUCUCCCAAAAAGUCCAAAAACCCCAAAACCCCAAAACCCCAAAACCCCUAUAAAUUUAAUAUUUAUUGAAUUAUUAUAAAUACUAUUUCCAAGAGCAGAGAUUGAGCUAAUUACCUCGCUAAAUUUAGUAUGAAAAUUCUCAAAAAUCUCCCAAUAGCAUUGUGCAUAAUUUUGUAUGUAAAACUAUUAAUUUUAAGUCAAAGUGGAGAUCAUCAACGAUUUUGGAAUAAAUAG